Messenger RNA from Heterostelium album PN500, 240 nucleotides. RefSeq lists its product as uncharacterized. Gene Ontology annotation, molecular function: zinc ion binding; nucleic acid binding; DNA-directed RNA polymerase activity. Lineage: Eukaryota; Evosea; Eumycetozoa; Acytosteliales; Acytosteliaceae. The transcript has 4 exons. Gene Ontology annotation, biological process: termination of RNA polymerase III transcription; DNA-templated transcription. Gene Ontology annotation, cellular component: RNA polymerase III complex. Bases 1 to 240 code for a protein of 79 amino acids. The record is from RefSeq and is a predicted model, not a curated record.
AUGACAGAACAAGAUACUAAGAAUAAUGAUGAUGGUGAUCAUUCAAGUGAUUUGUUUACAUGCCCUAAAUGCGGUAAAAGGAAAUGUACAUACUUUCAAUUGCAAACGAGAUCUGCUGAUGAUCCUCUGACCACAUUCGUCACCUGUGUGACUUGCAAUAAUAGAUGGAUCUAUCGAUUCAAUUUAACACCUUGCUGUUUUAGCAAUAUUUGUAAUAAUUCAAUAGAUAAGAACAAUUAA